AUGAGCAUUGAAGGAGAUCUUGGGUCUAAACUUGUGGGUACUCUAUUUGGGUAUAGACGUGGGCAUGUUCAUAUUGCAUUUCAACAAAACCCUAAAACUACACCUGCUUUUUUGAUUGAGCUUUCUACUCCUACUAGUGUUCUUGUUAGAGAAAUGGCUUCUGGGUUAGUAAGGGUUGCAUUGGAAUGUGAUAAAAAGUGGGAUAAAAAGGGGAUGAAAUUGUUGGAAGAGCCUCUUUGGAGGGCUUAUUGUAAUGGGAAAAAGUGUGGGUAUGCUUUGCGCCGGGAUUGUGGGCGCCAUGAGUGGCGGGUGUUACAAUCUUUGGGGCCCAUUACGUAG
Molecule: messenger RNA, 339 nt
Organism: Amaranthus tricolor (Joseph's coat)
Lineage: Eukaryota; Viridiplantae; Streptophyta; Magnoliopsida; Caryophyllales; Amaranthaceae
Product: protein MIZU-KUSSEI 1-like
Exons: 2
Coding region: 1-339 (112 amino acids)
Biological process (GO): hydrotropism
Source: RefSeq, a predicted model, not a curated record